Messenger RNA from Daldinia vernicosa, 1822 nucleotides. RefSeq lists its product as uncharacterized. The coding region runs from base 112 to 1311 and encodes 399 amino acids. NCBI's taxonomy places the organism in Eukaryota, Fungi, Ascomycota, Sordariomycetes, Xylariales, Hypoxylaceae. The transcript has 2 exons. The record is from RefSeq and is a predicted model, not a curated record.
ACGGAGGUGCCUACUUGUGCCAAUUGCGCGGUUGAAUGCGAGGUUGACGGUGAAGACCGGAGGGCUUUCGUAAGGAAUGCUUUGCAGAGGGUGGACAGGGCUGAUGGAGGUAUGGCUAAGAUGAGAUGGGUGAAGAUGGGCGGGCAGAUGAGUAGGAGGGUUGUGGGAGAGAUCAAGAGGGUGCCUGCUACGGCCCCUGAAUCUGUCCAGAGCCCGCCGUCCCUAAAUCGGUCACGAUGGUCCAUUCAGGGUCGGACACACACUUCGCAUGCAUUUCGUCUACCAGUUGACGGCGCUUUGGGUGCUUCGGAAGAGCCUGACGACGGUGAAGGGAACCGUGCCACUCCUCUAGAUUCCGUCAUAUACGUCUCGAUUUUCGAUCCCGUUAACGAGCCUAGCUUUAAGCCCAGUCCUACAAAACCAAUCCCUAAGUGGAUGCGGUGGCUUCCAAGCCAGCGAGGUCAAGAUGGCCGUCAACAGACCGAACCUCGGCCCCGUUCCAUCCUUGAUCAAUAUUUCCCUCCUAACCCCAUAGAGCCAGAGCUAGAUAAUUAUCCUAUAUCCAAUUCACCUACUAUUUGUCCAACAAGUCCCUCCUCACCUAACCCGCUCUAUUCAGCAGCGACUCCACGUCCCCCCAAUCGCCUUCGCGCACCUCCAAGUUCCGAGUUUGGUAAACUAACCGAGUCGACUAUCACUGCCCUCAAGGGCCCUUCCUUCGUUCUAGACGAGCCAUUAAAGCGCCCUUCCUCACGGAUGGCCCAGCCAACAUCAGCUAAUAAUCCCAAGCCUACAAAAGCCGACUUCACUCCACUACCUAAUCCGCCGGACCCUCGUAGUCGCACACCAUAUGCCCCCCGGCAGCCGUCGCCACUCAUAAUCCACAAAGGCCAACCUUACAGUAGUAGUAGUAAAGCCGUAUCACGAGAAGCAUUAUUCCCGCGCCGCUCCCCAUCGCCGCUGGCCGAGCAAGUAGCGGCGCAUCUUUUUCAACGAUACGCCCGGCGGACGCCACCCGCGCAAUCGAGGGAGUUUCUCAACACGUACAAGCCCCUCGGACCAUCAUCAUCGAACGCGAGCGCCGCGGUCCCGGGCCGCGGGCAAGGCAGGGUCGUAGGCGACGGACGGCAGAUCUGGAACAUACUCGGCAGGGACCGCACGCCGUCGCCCAGCGGCGGCGGUAGUGCGAGACCGAGACAAGUUGUUACGGAUGCGGGAGAGGUGGUGGAUGUGCGGAGCAUACGGAAGAAAUCGAGUUUGCAGAACGAGAUAAAGAAGUUUUUGAGCGGGAGGGGUGUUGGUAGGGAGUGAGUGAUGUUGUGGGUUUGCGGUGUGGAGUGUAGUGUAGUUGAUGGGUAGGUAUAAAAAGGGAUGGGAUUGGGGAUUUUGAGUAACUAUUAGAUUGUAGGGUUAUUACUUUAGGUACCUGCUAAUGAGAAUUGUUAGACUGAGUGAGGGUUAUGUUAGAGAUAUCGCCUUGUCCAGUGAGUUGAUGGUAAACCGCACAUUACCUAGGUAAGUAGGUAGGGUUUUCUCGGGGCGUAAUCUACCUAUGUUAGGUUGAGACACCAUGAACUGAUGAUGAUAGACGGCGGGUUAUUAAGUUUUGUUAAUAUUGAGGAACAUGCGAGUUUACUGAUUUUAGUUUAUAAUGCCGACGGUAUUAUAUAAAAGAGUAACAUACCUAACAUCUUAAUUUUGGUUUAGGAUGGUUUUGGUUGGUGGAGGUUAACUUCUAAGCUAGUAUACUAUGUAGACCAUUAAGAAAUAAGAGUGCUUAUAUGUAUGAGCUGAACGAUAACAUUAAUUUGGUUUGAUUUUU